Molecule: messenger RNA, 1463 nt
Organism: Oppia nitens
Lineage: Eukaryota; Metazoa; Arthropoda; Arachnida; Sarcoptiformes; Oppiidae
Product: kynurenine aminotransferase-like
Exons: 10
Coding region: 1-1398 (465 amino acids)
Biological process (GO): biosynthetic process
Cellular component (GO): mitochondrion; cytoplasm
Molecular function (GO): pyridoxal phosphate binding; L-kynurenine:2-oxoglutarate transaminase activity
Source: RefSeq, a predicted model, not a curated record
AUGAAUAGACUGUUUAAGACAACUGUAGACAUCAUUAGUAGAUCUCAUUUCAUCAAUAAUUCAUUUAAUAAUAGUUUAUUGAAAUUAUCGCCAAAAAUAUCACAGUUAGCAGUCAUGUCGUCAUCGAUGGCCACUCAAGAUAUUGCCGCCGACCGUAUCAAAGGUAGUCAAGAAAGUGUUUGGGUUGAAUUCAUACAAUUGGCGAUCGAUUAUAAGCCACUGAAUUUAGGACAAGGAUUUCCCGAUUUUGCUGCCCCGAGACAUGUCUGUACCGCACUAUCCGAGGCCACACUCAACGAUGACAAUGUCCUACUAAAUCAAUAUACCCGUGGAUUUGGUCAUCCUCGACUGGUCAAUGCACUGAGUAAACUGUACUCCCAAUUGUUAGGCCGGGACCUGAAUGCCCAAAAGGAAGUACUGGUAACGGUUGGCGCCUACGAGGCCUUGUUUUGUACAUUUAUGUCGCUAAUCAAUCCGGGCGACGAAGUUAUUAUCAUUGAACCGUUUUUCGAUUGUUACGAACCGAUGACCCGUUUGGCUGGCGGUAAACCGGUAUUCAUACCGUUAAGGCCGCAACCGAUAACCGACCGGCCGUUGUCCAGCAAAGAUUGGCUUCUGGAUGCCAAAGAAUUGGAGUCAAAGUUUAGCCCGAAAACCAAACUGAUUGUUGUCAAUACACCUAACAAUCCAUUAGGAAAGAUCUAUACGAAAGAUGAGCUCCAAAUGAUCGGUAAUUUGUGCAAAAAAUACAAUACAAUAGCCGUUAUGGACGAAGUCUACGAAUGGAUUUCCUAUAAAGGAGAACAACACUUACGGAUGGCAUCAUUGCCAGAUAUGUGGGACCGAACCAUAACUAUAGGAAGCGCCGGUAAGACAUUUAGUGUGACCGGUUGGAAGUUGGGCUGGGCUUACGGACCCGAACAUCUACUACAGCCGUUGCGUAUGGUUCACCAAAACAGUGUCUAUACCUGUGCGACACCCAUUCAGGAGGCAGUGGCCGCCGGUUUUGAACUAGAAUUACAACGAUUCGGUAAACCCGAGUCCUAUUGGCAAGAAUUGCCGGAUAUGUUGGAACCGAAACGCAACCGAAUGGCCAAGUUUUUGUCAUCAGUAUCGAUGAAUCCGACCGUUCCCGAGGGCGGCUAUUUUAUGAUUGCCGACUUUUCCAAAUUGGCCGAUAAGCUGGACUUGUCGUCCGAAACGGGAACCCGGGACUACAAGUUUGCCAGAUGGUUGUCAAAAAAUAAGAAACUUCAGGGCAUACCUACCAGUGCUUUCUAUUCAGAAGAGCACAAACAUCUGGCAGAAAAUUUGAUUAGAUUUUGUUUUAUCAAAAAAGACGAAACACUGGAAAAAGCUGAACAAAUAAUCAAUGAUUUGAAGACAAGUCUUAAAUGAGUUGUUAGUUAGCUAUUAAUAUCAAAAAAAUUAAUAUUUUUAAAUGUUAUUAUCAUUAUUUUUAG